AUGAUGAACGCAACGAGCGACGAGGAUCCCUUCCUCCAAGUCCAAGCCGAUGUACUCUCCCUCCUCGAUACAACACGGCCACUCUUCCAAUCGUACCUACGCAUCCGCAGCUCGGCAUCUUCGGCGACGAACCCGGAGCUAGUAGAGGCGCGGCAGGAGCUGGAGCAGGCGCUGACGGACCUGACGGCGGACCUGGAGGACCUUGUGGAGAGCGUGCGCGCGGUCGAGCGCGACCCGUACCGGUUCGGCCUGGAGAUUGACGAGGUGGAGCGCCGGCGCCGGCUGGUCGAGGACGUGGGCAAGGAGGUGGAGAAGAUGCGGGCGGAGCUGGUCAAGACUAUAUCCGCCUCGGCUUCCGCCGGUGGUGCUGGCACGGGGAAGGGCAAGGAUGCGAAUCCGGACGUGUUGCCGGAUCCGGAUGGGUUUGAGGAGGACGAUGAUAUGUUGGAUGGUGAUGCGUAUGCGGCGAUGGAGCAGGAGAGGCAGAUGGAGCUCAUGCAGGAGCAGGAUCAGGCUCUUGACGGAGUGUUCCGGACAGUGGGCAAUUUAAGGAUGCAGGCGGAUGAGAUGGGGAGAGAGCUGGAGGAACAGGGAGGCAUGUUGGAAGAGGUGGACACGGUGGCAGAUCGUGUAGGCGGGAAGCUACAGAGCGGAUUGAAAAGGGUUGGAUGGGUGAUCCGGCAAAAUGAGGACAAAUACUCGAGCUGCUGCAUUGCAGUGCUGAUUUUCGUCCUCAUUCUUAUUCUAGUCCUUCUCGUUGUCCUCUGA
Messenger RNA from Lasiodiplodia theobromae, 768 nucleotides. RefSeq names its product Snare domain-containing protein. Gene Ontology annotation, molecular function: SNAP receptor activity; SNARE binding. The record is from RefSeq and is a predicted model, not a curated record. NCBI's taxonomy places the organism in Eukaryota, Fungi, Ascomycota, Dothideomycetes, Botryosphaeriales, Botryosphaeriaceae. Gene Ontology annotation, biological process: intracellular protein transport; Golgi to vacuole transport; vesicle fusion. Gene Ontology annotation, cellular component: membrane; SNARE complex; endomembrane system. Bases 1 to 768 code for a protein of 255 amino acids. The transcript has 3 exons.